Mangifera indica (mango) is the source of this 2027-nucleotide messenger RNA. Its product is annotated as AAA-ATPase At5g57480-like. Lineage: Eukaryota; Viridiplantae; Streptophyta; Magnoliopsida; Sapindales; Anacardiaceae. Gene Ontology annotation, molecular function: ATP hydrolysis activity; ATP binding. The record is from RefSeq and is a predicted model, not a curated record. The transcript has a single exon. The coding region runs from base 145 to 1734 and encodes 529 amino acids.
UCUUCUGUAAAUUCUCCACCGCUUCUCGUUUCUCUCUCAAACCCCAUUAAAAGGUUUCAUCGUGUUCGUUUGCAAAUAAUUUUCCACUGCUUUCUUUUUCAUUUUUCUUUCUUUCUUCACAAACACUUACUUGGUAAGUGAAGAAUGAAAGAGUAUUGGACUUCUUUUGCUUCUCUCCUCGGCGUUUUGGCCUUCUGUCAAAGCCUCGUCCAAGCAAUUUUCCCACCUGAACUUCGUUUCGCUUCUGUCAAAUUCUUCACCAAAAUCUUCAAUGUCUUCUCCUCAUAUUGCUACUUUGAUAUCACAGAAAUCGAUGGUGUCAACACCAAUGAACUCUACAACGCCGUUCAGCUCUACUUGAGCAGCUCGGUUUCAAUCUCCGGUAGCCGCUUGAGUCUCACCCGCGCUCUCAACUCCAGUGCCAUCACUUUUGGCCUUUCAAACAAUGACUCCAUUUACGACUCCUUCAAUGGUGUCACCGUUCUCUGGGAACACGUCAUUUCUCCAAGACAAACUCAGUCGUUUUCUUGGAGACCUCUCCCUGAAGAGAAAUGUUGUUUCACUCUCCGCAUCAGAAAGAAAGACAAGUCUUUGAUUCUCGAUUCUUAUUUAGACUUCAUCAUGGACAAGGCCAACGAUAUCCGUAGAAAAAAUCAAGACCGACUCUUGUACACAAACUCGCGUGGCGGAUCUUUGGACUCGAGAGGCUUUCCAUGGGAGUCUGUCCCCUUCAAACAUCCGAGCACUUUUGACACUUUAGCCAUUGAACCACAAAAGAAGAUGGAGAUUAUGGAAGAUUUGAAGGACUUCGCAAAUGGGCAAGCGUUCUAUCAGAAGACUGGAAGAGCUUGGAAAAGAGGAUACUUGUUGUACGGACCUCCUGGAACUGGUAAAUCUAGUAUGAUCGCUGCCAUGGCUAACUGUCUUGGUUAUGAUAUUUAUGAUCUUGAAUUAACUGAAGUGCGUAAUAACUCAGAGUUGAGGAAAUUGUUGAUGAAAACAAGUUCGAAGUCCAUUAUUGUGAUUGAAGAUAUUGAUUGUUCUGUGAAUUUGACAAACAGGAAGAGCACUAACAAGAGUAAUGGUGGUUCAGAUUCAAGAAAUUAUUAUGAGCCUGAAAUGAGAUAUGGGUGUGAUAGUGGUUUUGGUGAUGAAGGCAAUGGCAAUAAUUCUAUUACUCUUUCAGGAUUAUUGAAUUUCACUGAUGGUAUAUGGUCAUGUUGUGGGAGUGAAAGGAUUUUUGUGUUCACAACUAAUCACAUUGAGAAGCUUGACCCUGCAUUGCUGAGAAGUGGAAGAAUGGAUAUGCAUAUUUACAUGAGUUAUUGUACUUAUCCUGCAUUGUUAAUUUUGUUGAAGAAUUAUUUGGGUUAUGAAGAAAGUGAUUUGGAAGGUGGGAUUUUGAAGAAUUUGCAGGAGCUUAUUGAGAAAGCUGAGAUGACUCCUGCUGAUAUCAGUGAAGUGUUGAUCAAGAACAAGAGGAAUAAGGAGAAUGCAGUGAAGGAAUUGGUUGAGACAUUGCAGGUGAAGGCCGAGAAGAGGUUGAAAAAUGGAGGGUUGAGAGAGAAGAAGAGUAAGUUAGAUUUAGUUGAAGAGGAGGAAGAAGAAGAGCAAGAGAAGAGGGCUCUUGACAGUCCUAAUAAAGAAGAAGGAACAGACUUGAAUAAAGAAGAUAAUAACAGUUGCAAGAGGGCAAAUUAUGAAGAAGAAGAAGAUCAAAAGAAAAUUAAAUGAUAAUUUAUUUUUCUCUUUUAUAAUUUAUUUUUCUCUUUUUCUUUGGUUAAUGAAGAUUAUGGUUAAGAAAGCUGAAGAUGAAAAAAACUAAAAGCUAGAAAAACAGAUUGAUCUGCAAAUUUUGAUGCUGGAGCUCGCGGGGGAAGGAAAAACUACAGAGAAAAAUAAAUAUACGUGUCUCUAAAUAUAAUACUGAUGUUCAAUUAAUCCUCUUAUGCUUGAUUGAUAUAUAUCUAUGGAUAUUAAUAAUGUUAUAUUAUAGGGAAAACUAUAUAUUAUGUAUCAUUUAUACA